GUGAGGCGCGGGCGGAGCUGCGGCCGCUCCGGGGGCUCCGGGCGGGACCGGCCCCGCGGGCUCCGAGCGCUCCGGGCGCUCUCGCCGGCCAUGACCGGCGAGAAGCUCCGCUCGCUGCGCAGGGACCACAAGCCCAGCAAGGAGGACGGGGACCUGCUGGCGGCCGGCGAGGACGAGGCGGCCGCGGCGCCCGGGGGCGCCUUCACGGGCGGGAAGGGCGGGCGGGCCGGGGGGCACCGCGGGCCCGGAGCGCACCGGCACCGCCCGCCGGCCCGGGCCGCUCCCGCCGGGCCCGAGCGCGGCCCCUUCCCCGUGCACGAGUGCGUGUUCAAGGGGGACGUGCGGCGGCUCUCGGCGCUCAUCCGCACCCAGGGCAUCGCCCAGAAGGACAGUCACGGAAACACUCCUUUACAUCUUGCUGUGAUGUUGGGACAUAAAGAAUGUGCCCACCUGCUUUUAGCCCAUAAUGCUCCAGUAAAGGUGAAAAACGCUCAGGGAUGGAGCCCUCUGGCCGAAGCCAUCAGCUAUGGAGACAGACAGAUGAUUUCAGCACUCCUGAGGAAGCUCAAGCAGCAGUCCAGGGAAAGUGUUGAAGAGAAGAGACCUCGGUUGUUAAAAGCCCUGAAAGAGCUAGGUGACUUCUAUCUAGAGCUUCACUGGGAUUUUCAAAGUUGGGUGCCUUUACUUUCCCGAAUUCUGCCUUCUGAUGCAUGUAAAAUACACAAACAAGGUAUAAAUAUCAGGCUGGACACAACUCUGAUAGACUUUACAGACAUGAAGUGCCAACGAGGGGAUUUAAGCUUCAUUUUUAACGGUGACGCCGCACCCUCCGAAUCUUUUGUAGUUUUAGACAAUGAGCAAAAAGUUUACCAGCGAAUACAUCACGAGGAAUCUGAGAUGGAGACAGAAGAGGAGGUUGACAUUUUGAUGAGCAGUGAUAUUUACUCUGCCACCUUAUCCACCAAAUCCAUCACGUUCACACGGGCCCAGACAGGGUGGCUCUUCAGGGAGGACAAAACUGAGAGAGUAGGAAAUUUUCUGGCAGAUUUCUACUUGGUGAACGGACUUGUAUUGGAAUCCAGGAAAAGAAGGGAACAUCUCAGUGAGGAGGACAUCCUUCGGAAUAAAGCGAUCAUGGAGAGCCUGAGCAAAGGGGGCAACCUCAUGGAGCAAAAUUUUGAGCCCGUGCGCCGGCAGUCGCUGACGCCGCCGUCCCCCAACACCAUCUCCUGGGAGGAGUACAUCUCUGCAGAGAGUGGCAAAGCUCCUCACCUGGGCAGGGAGCUGGUCUGCAAGGAGAGCAAGAAAACCUUCAAAGCCACAAUAGCAAUGAGCCAGGAAUUCCCGUUAGGAAUUGAAUCGUUGUUGAAUGUCUUAGAAGUCAUUGCACCCUUCAAGCACUUUAACAAACUUAGAGAAUUUGUUCAAAUGAAGCUUCCACCAGGCUUUCCUGUCAAAUUAGAUAUCCCGGUGUUCCCCACCAUCACGGCCACUGUGACGUUCCAGGAGUUCCGUUACGACGAGUUCGAUGACUCCAUCUUCACCAUUCCCGACGACUACAAGGAGGAUCCCAGCCGCUUCCCGGACCUCUAACGGGACUGCCAGGUUCCUGGGGAAUAUCCACAUCCCAGGGAAAGGGAAUGGCUGCACCCACAGUAGAGUAGAGCCGUGGGGCACAGCAAGGGAUGAACUCCACGAGCCCGCAGCGAAGGGAACGGGCAGCAGUGCAGAUGUGCUGGCACUGCACUGGGCAUCCAGCCCCUCCAGCUCCCGCUUCCCAGAGCCUCCUGCUGCCAUUCCCUUUGGCACAGCCAGUCCUGGCCCGGGAGCUGCCACCCCUAGCUGGGAGGAGCUGCUGGUUUUUAAAUUUUUUACAUGUGUGGUGAUCCACAAGGCGCUGCUGGACCUUGGCACCGAGCUGGGCCCGGGGCUGGGGGUGAGCCCCCUGUCCUUCCCGUGUUCCCUGUUCCCUGAGCUCACAGCUCAGCCAUGGAAUGUUGGAAGGUAUCCCAAAGGAAUGCCUUGGCUGUAGAUGAAUGAACCAAACGGGCACCACUGACACUUGGAUUUCCUCCUGCAACCCAGGGCAGAGCCAGCUGUGCCCUGCAGGGAACGAGGCACCUCUGGAGCACUGGCCCAGCCUGGUGCUGGCCCUGCCUGAUCCCUUCAUUCCCGCUUCCCUCGCUGCUCUCUGCUCCCUGCCUGGCUCCCUGUGGUUUUGGGGAGCACUCCAGGGCUGCCUGGCCAGGAAUGUCACUUGUUAAUCCUUUCUUUGACCCUCACUUGGGAGAGUUGUCCCAGGAAGGCCAAGCACCACCAGGCCAGUUUGUGUGUGCCCUCAGCAGCCUGGAAAACUGGGAUGCACAGAGGCACUGGGAAAAGCUCAGGCAUUCCCCCUUCAUGCAGGAGGAGCUUUCCCUGCACUUGGGGUCAUCGUGGUGCUCUCGGGAGCUUUCAUUGGGAUGUUUCCACAGUCAUUUCCUGCCUCUUCUUAUUUUAAUCAGAGAAUCCCACACUGGCUUGGGGUGGGAGGGACCUUAAAGCUCAUCUUGUCCAACCCUCCUUCAUGGGUGUUUAGUACUCCAGCUCCUCGAGCUUAUUCCCAUUCCCAGUGGUUCCAGUCUCCUCAUCUGACAAUAAUCCACCUUUGUGGGGUUGGUUAGGCAGGAUUUGUGCAAAAGGCUGAUGGUGCUAUUUGUUUGUAUGAAGAAAUUUAGAUUCAAGUGCUGUGGUGUCGUUGUACAAAAAUGUAAAUAUUUUCCAAAUUAUAUUCUUUGUGCACUGUAGGUAAAACUUUUUCUGGAAUUCCAUAGAGUUAAGGAUCAAAGUUUAUAAUGAAGAGGAUCACUGAUGCUCAGUGGAGGGAACAGCUGUGCUGAGCACGAGGGACAAGGGAGGGGCUCAGCACAGGGCCAGGUGUCAGGCACACCUGAGAGCAGGGAUUCCAAACUGCUGGAAUCUCUGAUCCAUCCCAAAGAGGCUGCUCUGGGAAAGGACAUGGAGGAGGCCCAGGGAAUCAUUGUCGGCAAAGUCCAGGUGCACUGGGGUGGGAGGGUGGGGUUGGUCCUUUCCCAGCACCUCUGUGAACCUGGGGAACAGGGGAGCACUGGGACAUGUGGGAAUAGGGAAACACUGGGACAGGGAAGUUCUGGGAUGUGUGGGAACAGGGGAGCACUGGGACAGGGGAGCAGUGCAGCUUUGUUGUUAAUUCAAACUCAAACCCAGCAUAAAACUUUAGGGAAAACAAGCAAAGGGAAGUGACUCCUGCAGUGCUGUGUCAGGGCAGGUGUGGAGCAUCCUCUGGGAAUGAUGGAACUUGUGCUCCCAGGUAAUGAUGAAUUCCUGAUGUGUUUCACACCUCUGGGAUGAACUGACACCAUUUGUGCUGCUCCUGGGAGCCAGGUGGGAUCCUCUGGGACAGACUGGGAAUGGCCGUGGGGCUAAGCUGGAGCUUGGAUCGGUGCCUGUGGGGCAGCACAGGGCUCUGUCCCGUCCCUCCCUGGUGUCCCUUGUCCCUCCCAGGGGUCCCUUCAGGAUGUUCUGUGUAGCUGCAGGACCUGUGCCAGGUGUGGAGCCGCAGCCGGUGCCCUACAGGGCACCCCAUUCCUUGGGAAUUCCAGUGAAGGCAGGAGGCUUCACCCCAAGGUGAACGUCAGAAAUCCCUUUCCUCAGUGGUACAGGGAGGAUCCCUGGUGUUUUGUGUUGCUUUGCAUUUUUGGUUAUCCCAAAUUCAUCCCUGGCUCCGUGAAGCAUUGCUGGGGCUGUGGGGCCUGGGCAGCGCAGCCACUGCUGGUUCCCGGGGUGGAUCCUGGGCUUGGAACUGGAAAACAAAAAGGGUUUUGUGCAGCCUUCCAUGGGCCUGAGGCUCCUGUGGCUCCAUCCCCCCUGGAACAGCCCCUGCUGGGGGCUGCUGGCCGUGGGGUGUCUGCCCCAAGCCCAGGGCAGGUCCUGGAAGUGUUUCCUGUGGUUCCUGUGGCCUCUGGCUGCAGAUCCAGGGGAUUUUAACUCCCCAUGACACGGCUGCUCCCUGGGCCACCUGCAGGGUUUGCAGGAAGGGUGGCAGUGAGCUGCUCCUAAGGCUUGUUCUGUGUUGGAAUGUGGGCACAGGUUUGGAACUGUCCUUGUUCUGGUUUAUCCCAGGGAAUCCCGGCUGCUCCUGCCCUCCCUGUGGAGCUGAGGGAUGGGAAUUCCCUGGAUUGCCCCCCAGCUCCCAGGCAGCCCUGCAGGCUCCCAGAGCUGCUCUCGGUACUUGUCCCUCCUUCCGGGAUGUGUUUCCUGUCUGAACAUUCCGAGUGAGGAGUUCUCAUGCGUAGGGACAGGUUUCCCAAUGGAUGCACUGCAGGAAUCCUCAGUGAGAGGGACGCUGUGCUGAGCCUUGGGCUGCCUGUGGAUCCCGAGGGACUGCCCACGUUGAGAUCCAUGUUGAUAUCCAUGUUUUCUCCACUAAAGCCUGUUUUUGUCACUGGUUGUGUUGCAUGGACACAGGGAAUGUUUGUGGGCCCCGAUGUCUCCGGGGUGUUCCCAGCCCUGGCCGUGUGUGGGGCACAGGGUCCCUCCCCUCUCCCGUGGCUCUGGGAAACUCCUUUUCCAAGCAGGAUUGAUCCAGCAGAGCCUCACAUCGGGUUUUCCCAUUUUCCCGAAGGCCAGGCCGGGUGUUCCAGGAGGGUCUGGUCCCUGGGAGUGAACACAGAUCCAUGGAUCGUGUCCGUGCAGCAGCUCCAGCUCAUCUCUGUGGCCUGGGAACGUCAGGGGGACCAGGAGCAGCCUCCGGACACCCCAGCUGGGAGUUGGUGUCCGAGGCAGGAGGAGAAGGGAGCUGGCACAGGCUGGGUGGGAAUCACAUCCUGCUGCUCCUGGGGGUCGGGGCUGCCCGGGCUGGGGCUCCCCUCCCACCACAUCUUUUUCCUGAGGUUUUUUAUGGCUCUUAAAAGACAACCAGGAAUUUUGCUCAACCCAAUUCCGACCUCGCUGUGGAAGGAUCCCGCGGGUUGUUUCUGAACCAAACUGUUCCUCUGGUCUUCCAAACUCCUGCUCUGUCCUGUGGCAAAGGGAACUCCCUGGUUUUCCUCUCCCGGAGCUGCUGUCCGGCCACUGCACUCCCACCACUGCAAUUCCCGAUUCCUGCGUUGAAUCCGUUUGUCACCCCCGGAUGUGUUUGUGCUGGAAUCCCACCGUGUUCUGUUGAUAUUCCCAGCAACCCUCUGUUAUUUUACUGUCUCUGCUCCUGAGUUGUAAUUCCCACCAGGAGAACUGCGUUAUUUAAUCCGGAUUAACCAGUUCCUGUAAUGCUGCAGUUUCACUUUUCCUGACAAUUUGUAACUCCCGUGGAAAACGAGUUGCCUCUUGCGUUUUCCUGUCGUCUGCUCCCUGUUUUUCUCUUCCCUUCACUCAUAGUCACUUUGGGUUGUAUCAUUGUUAGAGUAAAGACCAAACUAUGCUGUUGGAUUCGGAAACUGCUCCACCUGUGCAAUCCAGGCUUCCCUCUCCUGUCCUGGCGCUUCCCGGGACUCGGCUCCGCUGUGGCCGCGCGUCUGGAGCGGGAUCCGAGGGGAGGGAACGAGCUCCUGCUGCUGCGUUCUGCAAGGGCAUUUUCUUGGUCAUUUUUUAAAUAAAAUCCUGCAUUUUCAUUACA
Corvus hawaiiensis (hawaiian crow) is the source of this 5632-nucleotide messenger RNA. It is a transcript of the gene ANKRD13C, whose product is annotated as ankyrin repeat domain 13C. The coding region runs from base 91 to 1593 and encodes 500 amino acids. The record is from RefSeq and is a predicted model, not a curated record. Gene Ontology annotation, molecular function: protein binding. The transcript is spliced from 13 exons. Lineage: Eukaryota; Metazoa; Chordata; Aves; Passeriformes; Corvidae. Gene Ontology annotation, cellular component: cytoplasm.